AUGGACGCGAAACAACCGCAACCUGACCACUCCGGCUUGCAAGCGAUCGAAACGAACGAUGCGCCGGAGGUGGUGCAAUCGACCAGUUUACGAGGUCCCCUGGAGCGACGCUCGUCUAUGCACAGUCCGGAAGCAUUCACGCCGUACGGUCAAAAUCGGAAGCAACCGCAAGGCUACUUCCACGAAACGGAGACUCCACAGCCUGGACAGGACGUGCGUGCCUACUAUGCGCCACCUCCUGGAUAUGAGGGCAAUGAGAAGCACGCGGCAGAGCCUGAGCAGCCGAGAGAGCGACGUAUUUGGGGGAUGAAACGAAACGUCUUCUUCAUUGUCCUAGCGAUAGUGAUCCUCGUCGUCAUUGCAGCAGUCGUGGGUGGCGUUUGCGGUGGCAUCUUAGGUGUCAUCAACACCAAAUCAUCUUCGAGCAAUUCGAGCCCAACAUCGACUGGAAGCGGAUCAAGCGGGUCGAACUCUUCGUUGCCUCUUAGCCCGCCUAUUAACGCAGCCAACAAUAGCGGCUUCGCAUUGAUGGUACCUGCAAGCUCUUCGGAUUCGCUGCCAGCCCUGUUCUCCUACUAUCAACGAACAGAUGGUGCUCUGAUCGAACUUUCCUACAAUAGCACGAACAUGCAGAUUGUGUCCAACGACACAGUCGUGGCAGGCUCAAGCGCGGCAAGCGGCUCGCCACUUGCUGUCACGUCAUGGGUUAGCAAUAGCCACACUACCCGCCAACUCUUCUACAUCGACGGCAACGGGAAUGUCAUGACGACCAACACCACUGGCUCGAAUCCUUGGUCGGUACCAUACAACGUCCUGACCGGCGACUCAGCGGAUCCUGACACUAUCGCAUUGACUGUGUGCUCCGGCACUGCUGCACAGAAUACAGGUCUAGACGGUAUUCGCGUCUACUAUGGCUCCGGAUCCUGUCCCGGAACUACAUCAUCCGAGUGCAUUCGCGAAGUCGGCAUGGACUUCUUCGAGUCUUCUCAGCCGGUUUGGCACAUGUGGGGCAUAUUCCCUGGCAGCGAUGUGAAGAGCGGCGUGUCGUGCACCUUAUCGAACAAUGUGAAUCACCUCUACUUCCGCAACACAUCAACGAGUACCCCAGUCCUGCAGCAGUGGCAGUGGAGUUAUGUGGAUCAGUACGUUAACCACAAUGCUGCAUGGAGACCGAUCGCACAGGGUUCGAGCAACAUGACCGCCGGCUCGGACAUUGCGGCAUCGAGCGAUGGUACCACCGACUCGAUCUUCUACCAGUCAACCGACGAGCAUCUGGAGCGGGCACUCUACUACGGCUCAAACAUUUCGAACACUGUGGAGCUCGGUACCGCUGCGCAGGGCACAAAGCUGACGGCUGCUUACGCUAACAGCAGUGCCAUGGUCAUCUACCAGAUGAGUUCCAACGGUUCCGUCUACUAUGACAUGGUAACCAGAGGCGGACAGGAAGCCGGCGCAAAGAUGAUUGCAUGA
Messenger RNA from Baudoinia panamericana UAMH 10762, 1470 nucleotides. RefSeq lists its product as uncharacterized. The record is from RefSeq and is a predicted model, not a curated record. Bases 1 to 1470 code for a protein of 489 amino acids. The transcript is spliced from 4 exons. Lineage: Eukaryota; Fungi; Ascomycota; Dothideomycetes; Mycosphaerellales; Teratosphaeriaceae.